Messenger RNA from Armigeres subalbatus, 2902 nucleotides. It is a transcript of the gene sens-2, whose product is annotated as fez family zinc finger protein 1. Gene Ontology annotation, cellular component: PcG protein complex; transcription regulator complex; chromatin. Bases 470 to 2179 code for a protein of 569 amino acids. The record is from RefSeq and is a predicted model, not a curated record. Gene Ontology annotation, biological process: regulation of transcription by RNA polymerase II. The transcript is spliced from 8 exons. NCBI's taxonomy places the organism in Eukaryota, Metazoa, Arthropoda, Insecta, Diptera, Culicidae. Gene Ontology annotation, molecular function: RNA polymerase II cis-regulatory region sequence-specific DNA binding; DNA-binding transcription factor activity, RNA polymerase II-specific.
GCGGUUGGUUGAAUGAAUUGGAAAUGGAAGCAGGCAAACAGUAUCACUGCUAACUCUGCUAGAGGCGUACACACAUUAGAGAUAGAGGAGUGUUGCUCUUGGCUAGGGCUCGAUUCUGUUGUCGCGGCGAUCCAGGCAGUCCAUAAGUGGUGCUUCGUGGCGGCGGUUCGCGAUUUUUAUCCGCAGUGCUGUAUGUGUGUUUGCUUGCUCGUGCGGAUCGUAAUUGUUUCGAUGGGACGGAGAUUUGUGCAACCGGGAGUGACUUUGUGAUUUAAUGUGAUUUCAGCAGCUACCGGAGUCGCACAGGUGUGUGGAAAUGGGUACUGAGUAAUUACGGUCGCGGUUCAGAGAUUCCAGCAAUGAGAUGAAUGUACGUGAAUGAAGAAUGUAUUAAUUCAACAAACAUAAAAGUAAUAACGAAAUUAUUUGGAAAUCCCCACGGGACUCACAAAAAAGGUAGUUUGUCAGAAUGAUGGAAGUUAGUGAAGUUCCUCAACAGCCCUCACAGCAGCAACAACAGAACCAAUCACAGUUGCCGCUGGAUUUUAGUGUAACCAUGGUGAAUAUUAAGUUGAACAAUCUGAAUGUGAAUUUGAAUACGAACAACAACAGCAUCAGCAUACUGAAUAACAAUAACAACAGCAGUAGUGUACAUGGUCAACAUUUGGGACCGGUAGGGUCUCCGCCGAAUGGUGCAAUGGGAGGAAGCGGUCAUCAGGAUACGAUGAGUUCCUUGUUGGCAGUGCAUCAGCACCAUCAGCAAAACGGAGCUGCUGCUGGUGGUGGUGGAGCUAUGAAUGGUAGUGGUGGAAAUGGAAACAGCAGCACGGCUGCUCUAACAAGUGCGUUCAAGGUGGUGCUGCCACGAGGGAAGGCCGACGUUUCAUCCAACGGUCUGUCACCCCUUCUUAUCAACAACGAACUACUGGUAAAUCACUACCGACGGUUACUGCACCCAGCGUCAGUUUCUCGGCUUCCCAACGGCACCAACUCAUCCACCAGCAACAGUUACGAUGACGUUAUAGACGUGCAAAAAAUCAACAGAGAUGAAAUCAAAUUCGGCAUCAGCCGGCUGGUCAAGAACGAAUCGGAGGACGAGGACAACAACAACGUGUACCAUCCAGUGAGCCACGUGGGCCUGAACGGGUACGAUUCGAGUAGUUUAAGUGUGCGGUCGCGAUCCCGCAGCCGAUCGAGGUCCCGGGAUCGAUCCACUCGAUCGCGGUCAUCGUCGAUAGAACUGGAAGUAGACUCGCCACCUCCACCACCGCGGAUCAGUGUGUCACCGACGACGGAGAUUUCGCACAUCCCGAAAAACUCGGAAGCCUUCUCGGUUUCGGCUUUGCUGAAGCGCGAAAACGAACCCAAGUCCAAGUCGCCUUUGUCGAACAGUUCGUUCGAAUGUGUUAGACCAAACUAUUCCCAGUUCUAUGAACAAAGCCUUCUAAGCCGGCCGCUGUUUCAUCCAUUUCCAUUCUUCGCGAUGCUUCAGCAGCACGGACACCAGUUGAAUCCAGCCUUAAGCAAUCUCUCCCGCAGCUAUCACCCCUCUACGCCGGAGGAUCUGCUUAGGUUACGACAUUUUAUGGCUCAGAAUGCGGCGGCAGCCGGUGCUGUUGUGGCUGGUGGAGGUGGUAACGGACCUUCGCCGGCUCACCUGGAUUUCAACCACCCGCAUCAUCCUCAUCACCUGCUAAUGCGACCAGAAGUGCACGCGCGGAGGUCACACAACGGAAAACGGCCGUACGCAUGCGAGAUGUGCAACAAGACGUUUGGCCACGAAAUUAGUUUAAGUCAACAUAGAGCUGUGCAUAGUGUAGAGAAAGUGUUCGAAUGUAAACAAUGCGGGAAGGCGUUCAAGCGAUCCAGCACGUUGUCGACGCACCUGCUGAUCCACAGCGACACGCGACCGUACCCAUGUGGAUUUUGCGGGAAACGGUUUCAUCAGAAGAGCGAUAUGAAGAAACACACCUACAUCCAUACCGGUGAAAAACCCCACAAAUGCCAGGUAUGCGGCAAAGCGUUCAGCCAAAGCUCGAAUCUGAUAACCCACUCGCGGAAGCACACCGGUUACAAACCGUUCCAGUGCGAGCUCUGCCACAAGGCAUUCCAGCGCAAGGUGGACCUCCGGCGGCACAAGGAGACCCAGCACACGGAAAUGCGCGCCAUGGUCAACUAACCAAAGGCCCUCCCGGAAUUCACCGUUUAUUCGCCGCCGUCGUCGUCGUCGACAACAUCGUCCUCGUCUGCUGCUGCCGCUUUACCACAGAUAUCUGCUGUGACGUCCCUGGCGGACGGAAGCGUUAGCAUCGGACUAGGUGCUCUCGGGCCUGGCAGUUUCCUGCUGCCAUCGUCCAUGGCCACCACCGGCGAUGGGGAAUUCAUCGUGAUUGACUGAUUUUAACGAGAUACCGGGUGUGUACAUCGUUAUAGGGCAGAAUCAAAACUAUUAAAAGACAGGAAAUUGUUUGUGACUGUACUAGUACCAAUCUAUUGUAGGUGUUUAAUGUAUAUAGAGAACUGUAAAUAGCUUAGAGAACUUAACUAGAAGAAUAUUAGAAAGUAGCUACACUUUCCUUCUGUUGUGUCUUGUUUUUGUUUGUAAAACUUAAAUUUAAACCGUACUGUUCACUAUUUUAGCUAGGGAAUUCCAAUUAUCUCAUAAUGCGCUGUACCAAAACUAACUGUAGUCCCAAAAUAAAGGUAACAAUAUGUAAAUCUGUGAAUGGGUUCUGACUUUCUUAUUUGUUUGAACACUGUAAAUAAAACGAAAAGGCCAAUUUUGGCCAUGUUUGUAAAGAUCUAGCAGAAGUAAACCUAAGUAUCAUUGUAUCAAAUCUCCGGGACGCAGACUACAUCGAUGAAUAAAACCUUAAUGUGCAAUUUUCAUAAAGCCAAAGAA